CGACCAGAUGCUGGAGUGGAGCCUAGGCUUUUGGAGCCAGGUGAAGCAGCACUAAGGCAUGGACAUGAGUUGCCUAGAGAGUUUCGCCACAAGCUGCCUCAUGAGCCACUCGGAGAUCUUGGUGCAGGGUCUGUCCCGCCAGGAUGUGUUGGCCUGGCUGCAGCACUUUGCUCACCUCCAGCUGACCUGCACGCCUGGAGCUAGAGCUGGACUCAAGGUGGGUGGGCACUUCCGCUACAGCUGUUAUGGCUGGGUGCCCAUGCAUGGUUUGGCCUUUUGGUUCCAGGUGACCUUCCCUGGAGGAAAUUCGGAGAAACCCCUGGUGCUGUCCAUCUCGCCUUUUCACCGGGCCACACUCUGGAAGCAGGCACUCCUCUUCCUAAAGAAGACGGUACAAAUGGAGAAAGGCAGGGUCAUUUCAGCAGAGAUCACGCUGCUGCCCUCCCAGGACAAUCCUCUUCACCUGCGCUUUCUGCUUUGCUACUAAAUGGGGGACCAGAAAGAAAAGACCAAAGACUUUGCCAUGGGGAACUGAGCAUUGCUUUUUCUCCCAGCCACCUCCCAAGGCAGCCUGGCCUGUUUGGGAGAGGAAUAGGGAGAUCUUAGGAGAAAGGGAGAUUUCAUGUGCAAGUAGGGGACUAUCUCUCUUUUCCCUCAUGGUUCUUGGGGAGAGAGAGUGACUUCAGUCUCCAUUAGCGGAGAUUCUUCUGGCAAUUUAUAAAGUGAUCUCCUAAAUCACGGAUACAACAUGCUUAUUGAUAGGCUUUUAAGCCUUAAAAGCAUGUGGUAACAAGCACUUGUAUUUCCAUUUCUUUUCUUUCAUGGAAGAAAAAAAAAGAGAUGGAUAAAAUGUCAGUUUAUGGUGGGUCCCAUGCACAAACUAAACACCUCACACCUUAUCUAAGUCUGCAGCUGGAAAAAGGGUAUAAGAGUUCAGUUUCACUCCAGAAGUUUCCACUAUGACUUAACCUCUCCAGAGCCUUAAUUUCUGUGUCUGAAUUCCCUCCAUUGCUAGAUGCCUGUAGGCUAUGGUACUUGUUCCUCAUUGUUCCCUAAAUAGAACUCAUUACGGGUAAUUAAGGGGUGGAGAUGAGGAAGUAGUUAAUAUGGCCCAGUUCCUACUACUUUUAUUGGGUGCUAAAGUUUAUGAACACAUGGAAAUGGACUUUAUAUAAUUAUAUAGCAUACCUAAGAAUUUCAAAAUCCACAUUUAGGAAAAAAAAGUCUGAAAAACUGCAAAGUAGCAUGGAUUUUAAAAAUUCUUAUUACUAUUAAAGCUAAACCAAGAAAACGUCUUAUUGUGUUCCAUAAUAUUGGAGUAAUUAUAAAACAGGCUGAUAGAGAAGGUUUCUGGACCUAAACCCAGGCCUUAUUCAUUACCAUGGGUACAUUAUUUAAGCUCACUAAAAUAAGGAAAAUGCAUUCUCAGCUAGAAAAGUGUAGUCAAUUUAAACAUGUGGAGGAAUUAAAUGACUUGGCCUAUUUACAUCUAGUGAAAGUUCAUUUCUUUUCUUUUUUAACUUUUUUUUUC
This is a messenger RNA of Ictidomys tridecemlineatus (thirteen-lined ground squirrel), 1531 nucleotides long. NCBI's taxonomy places the organism in Eukaryota, Metazoa, Chordata, Mammalia, Rodentia, Sciuridae. The record is from RefSeq and is a predicted model, not a curated record.